Molecule: messenger RNA, 3703 nt
Organism: Salvia miltiorrhiza (redroot sage)
Lineage: Eukaryota; Viridiplantae; Streptophyta; Magnoliopsida; Lamiales; Lamiaceae
Product: RNA cytidine acetyltransferase 1-like
Exons: 27
Coding region: 349-3522 (1057 amino acids)
Biological process (GO): rRNA acetylation involved in maturation of SSU-rRNA
Cellular component (GO): 90S preribosome; nucleolus
Molecular function (GO): 18S rRNA cytidine N-acetyltransferase activity; tRNA binding; ATP binding
Source: RefSeq, a predicted model, not a curated record
UUAUUUUUUUAAUUAAGUGGCUGUAGUGGGAAAAUUGGGAGUUAUAUUUAAAAUUACCCUAUUUUUAAUCCUAAUCUUCUCAAAUCAGCGAAUUAAUCGGGCUAGUUUACAAGUUUCGGGCUGGAUUGACAUUUGGCCCGAGGGAUUUUGAAAAGGUUAAAUAAACCCGCGUUAAACCUCGAUUCCUCAAAUAUCGUAUUCCACAACAUCUUCCAAAUUCUCUCGACUGCUGAGCGCCGUGAAAUUCCGUAAGACACCCAUUGCCGUUUCAAAAUUCUCUCGACUGCCGGCCGCCGUAAGACAUCCAUUACCGCCACAGAAACAGAAAAUUGAGAAUUAACGAGAACAAUGAGAAAGAAGGUUGACGAACGAAUUAGAAGCCUAAUUGAGAACGGCGUGAGAGCCCGUCAUCGCUCCAUGUUCGUCAUUAUAGGUGAUAAGUCACGCGACCAGAUUGUGAAUUUGCAUUACAUGUUGAGUAAAUCGGUGGCCAAGUCUCGUCCAAGUGUCUUAUGGUGCUACAAGAACAAGAAGAAACUCGAGUUUAGCAGUCACAAACGCAAGCGGGAAAUCCAAAUGAAGAAGAAGCUAAAAUAUGGCUUGCUUGAUCCGGAGAAGGCUGAUCCUUUCUCACUUUUUGUUACAACUACUAAAAUAACAUAUUGCUUGUAUGAACGUUCUGAAAGAAUUCUGGGUAACACUUUUGGCAUGUGUAUAUUAGAGGAUUUUGAAGCUUUGACUCCAAAUGUUCUUGCAAGAACUAUUGAAACUGUUGAAGGUGGUGGAUUGAUAAUAUUGCUUCUGCGCACUCUUUCCUCUCUAACUAGUCUUUACACUAUGGCUAUGGAUGUUCAUGAGAGAUACCGUACAGAAUCGCAUUCUUGUGCUACUGGUCGCUUCAAUAAACGAUUCUUACUCUCACUUUCAUCAUGCAAAUCUUGCAUUGUAAUGGAUGAUGAGUUGAAUAUCUUGCCAAUUUCUUCCCAUAUAAAAUCAAUUACUCAGUCGUCUUCGGUUCAAGAGGAUUCUGAAGGACAUCCGAAAUCUGAAAGAGAACAGAAGGUUUUGGAGAAACAAUUGAAUGAUAAAUCUACUGUUGGUCCUUUAAUUAGAAAAUGUUGCACGAUGGUACAGGAUUUUGAAGGACUUUCAGAAGCUGAAAGGGAACUGAAGUGUUUGAAGGAACAACUGGAUGGUGAUUUUCCUGUUGGUCCUCUAAUUAGAAAUUGUCGCACAAUGGACCAGGGGAAAGCUGUUGUUGCAUUCCUUGAUGCAAUUCUGGAUAAGAAACUCCAAAUGACAGUAGCUUUGCUUGCUGGUCGUGGUCGUGGGAAGUCAGCUGCUCUUGGUUUUGCAAUUGCUGGGGCUGUUGCAGCAGGAUAUUCCAAUAUUUUUGUGACUGCACCAAGCCCAGCAAAUCUGAAUACCCUGUUUCAAUUUGUAAUCAAGGGAUUUGAUAUGCUUGAUUACAUGGAACACUUGAAUUAUGAUGUGGUGAAAAGCACAAACCCUGACUUUAAUGGAGAAACUGUUCGAAUCAAUAUUUACAAACAACACAGGCAGACUAUUCAGUACAUUCAUCCACAUGAACACGAAAAGCUCUCACAAGUAGAAUUGCUGGUUAUUGAUGAAGCGGCAGCUAUACCUUUGCCAGUUGUGAAGUCCUUGCUUGGUCCUUAUCUUGUAUUCCUCUCUUCAACAGUGAAUGGGUAUGAAGGUACAGGAAGGUCAUUAUCUUUAAAACUGUUGCAACAACUUGAGCAACAAGAUCGGAUUUCAAGCCAAAGUGUGGAUACUGGUGUUUCAGGCCGAUUGAAAAAGAUUGAAUUAAGUGAAGCAAUCAGAUAUGCCUCUGGCGAUCCAAUUGAAUCCUGGCUUCAUUCAUUGCUGUGUUUGGAUGUAACAAAUUCCAUUCCUAGUAUAAGCAGGCUACCUCCACCCAGUGAAUGUGAUCUGUAUUAUGUGAAUCGAGACACCCUGUUCUCCUAUCACAGGGACAGUGAAUUAUUUAUGCAGAGGAUGAUGGCUCUCUAUGUUGCUUCUCACUACAAGAAUUCGCCAAAUGACUUGCAAUUGAUAGCUGAUGCCCCAGCCCACCACUUAUUUGUGCUACUUGGUCCAGUUGAUGAGUCCAAAAAUCAUCUUCCUGAUAUUCUGUGUGUUAUUCAGAUUUGUUUCGAGGGACAAAUUUCUCGUAAAUCUGCCCUUAGAAGGUUGAGUGGUGGCCACCCGCCACAUGGUGAUCAGAUACCCUGGAAAUUUUGUGAGGAGUUUCGUGACACGGUUUUCCCAAGUCUUUCAGGUGCUCGAAUUGUACGCAUUGCCACACAUCCAUGUGCCAUGAGGCUUGGCUAUGGUUCAAUGGCAGUUGAACUUUUAACAAGGUAUUUUGAGGGCCAACUCACUGCAAUAUCUGAAAUAGAUGCUGAUGAACUUCCAGUUGCAGAUGAUUCUCCAAUUACAAUUGUUGAGGCUGCAGAGAAGGCAUCUCUGCUUGAAGAAAAUGUGAAGCCGAGAACUGAUCUCCCCCCGUUGCUCGUACCUCUCCGUGAGCGGAGGCCAGAAAAGCUCCAUUACCUAGGAGUCUCUUUCGGGCUCACGCAAGAUCUUUUUAGCUUUUGGAGGAAACAUAACUUUGCUCCAUUCUACAUUAGCCAAGUUGAGAAUGCUGUGACUGGUGAGCAUACGUGCAUGAUUCUAAAAACAUUACAUAGUGAUGACAUUGGUUCGAAUAAAUCAGACCCGUUGGGCUUCUUCAGGCCCUUUUAUCAAGUGUUCAGGAAGAAAUUCACUAAGCUUCUAGCUCGUGCAUUUCGUCAAAUGGAGUAUAAGCUUGCGAUGAGCAUUUUGGAUCCAAAAAUCAAGUUUUCAGAUGUUGAUACUGCAUCAUCGUCUCCCAGUGGAGGUUUGAAUUCAAUUAGUGAAACACUAUCAUCCUAUGCUAUGGAGCAACUAGAAGCAUAUACAAAUCACCUUGUUGAUUACCACAUGACUGAAGAUUUUGUGGAUGAUCUUGCUCGUGCAUAUAUGUUGGAGAAGAUUCCGGUUACGUUAUCAUAUGCCCAAGCUUCUGUUUUGCUCUGCAUGGGACUGCAGGGAAAAGAUACCUCUCGUAUUCAGAUGGAGAUGAAUUUGGAAAGACACCAGAUAUUGUCUUUAUAUAUGGAAGUGAUGACGAAGUUCCACAAAUACUUGAGCAAUGUUGCAUCGAAAGAUACUUUUCCAACUGUUUCCCGCCUAAAAGAUAUUACAAUGGAACCACACUCUGUAUCUGUAGACGAUGAUCUUAACAAUGCAGCACAGCAAGUUGAGGAGGAGAUGAAAUCUAAGGGUGAUGUUGAUCUACUUCAAGAGUAUGCCAUCGAGGCUGAUUUUGAGAUGGCUGGGAUGCUCCGCCCAGGCACUAUCAUUAGCAUCAAAUCCGAAAAGAAAAAGAUGGGCAAGCAAGUAAAUAAUAGCAGCGGAAAGAAGAGAACUAAACAUGACUACAGCUCCAAAACAAACAAGAAGAGGAAGACAUAACCAUAUUUUUAUGACAACUCUUUUUUACCUUUUGUUGUGGGGGUGAUGUUUUAGUAUGAUGUAGUCUACUAUAAAUUUUCAUUCACACCCUCUUUAAUUAAACUAGUGGAUUUGCAUUUAUGUAAUAUUUUGAAUUCUUAAUUUAGGCUAGUUAUUAAUUUGGAUUGCAAAUUUAUUGUAA